AAUGAACCCCGUUUUGUUGCAAAAACAGUUACGAGACAAUGCCGCGGACCUCAACGACUUUUACAAGGAGCUAAAAUGCUGGGGCGAAGACAUGAAGAAAAAAGAAGAGUCUCGUCAGACAGCCCCCAUGAAAAAGCCUGCUGUUAAUGGUAAAGUUGACGGUCAGAUCGUCAAGAAGAAAAAAACAAUUAAAGAAAAAAUUAAAACCAAGAUAGGUUAUACCGAUUAUCAGGCUUGGGAUAAGUUUGAUGCCGAUGCAGAGUGUGAAAAAAUGGACUAUAGCGAAAACGACGAGUCCGAAUUAACUGAUGAAUGUGACGAAACGACCAGAGAUGAGGCUUACUUGGAGAAAGACAAAGGCAACAAAUUUGUGAAAGACAAAAAAUGGGAGCAGGCAAUUGAAUGCUACACCAAAGCCAUCGAUUUGUAUUCCUACGACCCUAUUUUUUACGCCAACAGGGCACUAUGUUUCUUGAAAAUACAAAAUUACGAAAAGGCUGAAUCAGACUGCACCCUGUCAUUAAAAUUGGACCAAACCUACGUCAAGGCCUACCAACGGCGGGCCGCAGCCAGAGAAGCGCUAAAUAAACUACAAGACGCUAAAUCAGAUCUUUUGAAAGUUUUAGAGUUGGAACCGAAAAAUAGUGAGUCAAAAACGAGUUUAGAAAACUUGAAGAAAAAACUCGCUUUAGUUGAAAAGCCUGUGGAGACUUCCCAACGUCCAGUUUCGAAAUUUACAGCGUCCAGAAACAAGAAUUUGUGCAAAGUUGUAAAGCAAGAAAAUAAUAACGAGUCAGAACCGAUUAUUUUGGUUAAAACAGUCAAUAAACCCGUUCAUUUGCAAUCGAAAAAACCUUUGAAACGAAUCGAAAUUCAGGAAAUUUCUGAAAUUGAGUCGUUUCCGAAAGUGGACGAACCAAAUGUGACUCUGAAAACUGACGAUUUGAAGGUUGUUGAGAGGCAGCCGCUUGGACAGAAUGUGCAUGAAAUUAAAGAAAGUAAAGAUCAGAGAAAUAAUAUUAAAAUGGAACUUUCUGUUCCCCACAAUUCCGUACAAUUUUAUUCGUCUUGGAGGCACUUGAAAACGCUUGAUUUUAAAUACGAGUAUUUGAAAUUGAUAAAUCCCGAAAAUUUGCCUCUCAUUUUCAAAGAAUCGUUGGAAAGUAGCGUCUUUAGUGAAAUUUUGGAAGUGUUAACUAAGUGUUUUAUUGAGAGAGGAGAUGAUGUUUUCGACUUUUUGAAAUAUUUUACACAAAUCAGGAGGUUUUCAGCUAUUAUCAUGUUUCUGAGUGUUAAUGAUAAAAACUGUUUACGUAAACUGAUUGAUUACACCAAGGAACGCGGAAAUUAUGCAAAGGAUGACAUAGACUUAUUAUUUCAAACGUAUGAGCUCUUUAAUUAGGUUGCUUCAAAUUUAUUAAUAAAUAAUUAAUUGUACUUUA
Messenger RNA from Tribolium castaneum (red flour beetle), 1442 nucleotides. It is a transcript of the gene spag, whose product is annotated as spaghetti. The transcript is spliced from 6 exons. The record is from RefSeq and is a predicted model, not a curated record. Gene Ontology annotation, molecular function: protein binding. Gene Ontology annotation, cellular component: protein folding chaperone complex. Bases 2 to 1402 code for a protein of 466 amino acids. Lineage: Eukaryota; Metazoa; Arthropoda; Insecta; Coleoptera; Tenebrionidae.